Spodoptera frugiperda (fall armyworm) is the source of this 1010-nucleotide messenger RNA. RefSeq names its product carbonyl reductase [NADPH] 3-like. The transcript is spliced from 2 exons. Gene Ontology annotation, molecular function: carbonyl reductase (NADPH) activity. Bases 118 to 942 code for a protein of 274 amino acids. The record is from RefSeq and is a predicted model, not a curated record. Lineage: Eukaryota; Metazoa; Arthropoda; Insecta; Lepidoptera; Noctuidae.
CAUUUGAAUUUUGAUCAUUCAAUUCAAAGAGUAAAGUAAUAUAUAGGGUAAUUCAAUUUCAGUCGUUGCCUUUCUCAUAGUACCUAUCACGGAGUUUUCUCAAUAUUUUGGUGAAAAAUGGCUUCAAAAGUAGCUGUAGUUACAGGAGCCAAUAAAGGCAUUGGUUUUGCUAUAGUACGUGGCCUUUGCAAGCGUUUUGAUGGUGUAGUUUACCUUACUUCAAGAAAUAUAGAACGCGGUAAAAAAGCCGUAGCUGAGCUUGAAAAGGAAGGUUUAAAGCCUAAUUAUCACCAGCUGGAUAUUACAGACAAGAAUAGUUUGGAAACAUUCAGAGAUUAUAUCAAGAAUAAGUACGGAGGAAUCGAUAUAUUGGUAAAUAACGCAGCGAUUGCAUUUAAAGGCAACGCCACGGAGCCGGCGGCCGUGCAAGCCAAGGAAACAUUAUUCGUAAACUACUUUUCUCUGGUUUCUACGUGUGAUAUCUUAUUCCCUAUCCUCAAAAAUGGUGCUCGCGUUGUUAAUCUAUCGAGUUCUUGCGGCCAAUUAGGCUUAAUUCCAAGUGAAGAGUUGAGAGAACGUCUUAAUGAUGAGAAAUUAACUGUUCCGGAGCUGUCGGACUUGAUGCAGCAGUAUGUGGAUGCUGCUCAGCAAGGAACGCAGACUGAAGCUUGGGGAACCUCUUCAUAUGUGGUCUCUAAAGUUGGUGUGUCUGCAUUGACUAAUGUACAACAGAGAAUGCUGGAGAGCAGAGAUAUAAAAGUGAACUCGGUGCACCCUGGCUAUGUGGAUACAGAUAUGACGUCCCACAGAGGCCCGCUUACCAUCGACCAAGGAGCUGAAGCACCACUGUACUUAGCUCUGGAUGCCCCGGACUCUGUCCGAGGCAAAUAUGUCUGGUACACAAAAGAGAUUGUCGACUGGGACUCUGAGGAUCCUAUGUAAAUAAAUUUAAGGUCUAAUUUAGCUUGAACUAAUUGAGGAUGCAAAAAUCUCAAAUGAUAAGCUUAAGC